This is a messenger RNA of Hyaloscypha bicolor E, 1180 nucleotides long. RefSeq lists its product as uncharacterized. NCBI's taxonomy places the organism in Eukaryota, Fungi, Ascomycota, Leotiomycetes, Helotiales, Hyaloscyphaceae. The record is from RefSeq and is a predicted model, not a curated record. Bases 122 to 781 code for a protein of 219 amino acids. The transcript has a single exon.
AUGACCCCGCAUGCAUGAACGUGUGGUAGCACCAUAUAAAGUCACUCACAUCGUUGAAACACGCCGCUGGUGAAUGCAAGGGAGGCUUUUCUAGCGCGUUCACAAUUCGAAUGGGGCUGCAAUGGCAGGGAUUGUGACAGCCCAAAGCACAAACCCCGCUCGCAGCCUGUUUGUUUUCCAGUUGAAUUCCACCUCAUCAGAUAAUUCAGCACUCCCUCCCAUGCUACCAUCCAGAAUUUCUCGGGCUCUCAUCUCUCAGUAUUCAACACUCUGUCGGUGCACUCUUGGCCAAAUGAGUUCCAUUCAGAGGAGCCAGAUCAUACGCGCACCUUCGGAGGAGCCUAUCAACGGAAUCAAAUCCGUAUUCCUCGCAGGCACAACCACCGCAGUCGAUAAUGUUGACUGGCGCGAAAAGCUAUCUGCCUCGCUUUUUGAGCAUCCGAUAACUAUUUUCAAUCCAAACCGCCCAGAUUGGGACAGCACAUGGCGUGAGGACAUCACCUUUGCUCCAUAUCGUGAGCAGGUCUUGUGGGAGCUUGACAAACAAGCGAAGGCCGACCUUGUCGUGGUUUAUUUCCACCCAGCUACAGUGGCUCCAAUAAGCCUGCUCGAAUUUGGGCUCUCUGCGCAGAUCCCUGGCAAAGUCGUUGCCAUAGCCCCGGAGGGAUAUUCGAAGAGGGGCAAUGUGCAGAUAGUUUGCCAGAAGUUCGGGAUCGAAUUCCUGGAUAAUAUCGACAAAUUACAUGAGAUUAUCAUACAUAAGUUAUCUCUCAAUCGAUGACUAUCCAACCUUACUUACCUUCUGUGAUGCGGCGAGAUAAUUGGCAUUACCCGUCAAAUGGAGACUCAGAUGGUGUGACGGCUGGCGUAACGGCAUGAUCUGCCGAGGACAGGAUAUCGGAAACAGGUGCAAAACGAAGCUAAGCCGGAAUGCUUGGGCGGGACAAUACUAAAAGGUCGAGGCAUCCUCCCUACGUUGUUCCACAGCUUAGUAUUUUCCAAUACAUGAGAUUCUUUGAACUUUGAGCCUUCGACCAUUGCAUUGAUCCCGCCGUCACAGAUGGGAGACGAAGAGUCAAGAGUGGACGGAUUUCAUAUGAAACUUACUACAUUCAAAGCGCUUUCCGGGCACUGCCAUAUCAGAUAUAUGUGCCUAGUUAUAUAUUGUAGCGAAUACAGU